Parnassius mnemosyne (clouded apollo) is the source of this 804-nucleotide messenger RNA. NCBI's taxonomy places the organism in Eukaryota, Metazoa, Arthropoda, Insecta, Lepidoptera, Papilionidae. The record is from the annotation of a GenBank genome assembly.
AUGGAGGGCCUAAUUGGUGGACAGGAGGGCGUGCUGUGUUUGUUGGAUGACGUGCUCAUUACGGGGCGUGACGACGCCGAGCACGCUGCACGCCUCCGGGCGGUGUUGCAGACCUUACAAGAAGCAGGAUUGACCUUGCAAAGGGAGAAGUGCGAGUUCUAUAAAGAUGAGGUUAACUACUUGGGCUAUGUUAUCGAUUCUGAGGGAAUACAUCCUGCACCAAGUAAAGUCGAAUCUAUAGUAAAUACUCCAGCACCCAAAAAUAAACGAGAACUGCAAGCAUUUCUCGGGUUGUACAAUUUUUAUGAAAGGUUCAUACCUCAUAAAGCGACAAUAUUUGAACCAUUGCAUCGAUUAUUAGACUCUUCACAGACAUGGACAUGGUCUGAGCGUGAGCAAAGUUCAUUUGACAUGGCUAAAAGCUUACUCGCAUUUGAUUUAACUCUAGUUCAUUAUGAUGCAAAUAAGCCAGUAGUUCUUACCUGUGACAGUUCGGAAUAUGGGGUAGGAGCAGUAUUGUCACAUGAAAUGGAGGAUGGCCAAGAACGGCCAAUAGCAAUGGCAUCGAGAACCCUUCAUGCACAUGAACGACGUUAUUCUCAGUUAGAUAAAGAAGCCACAUCAAUUAUGUUUGGCAUUAAAAAAUUUCAUAAUUACCUCAUGGGUCGUAAUUUUCGGAUAAUUACGGACCACAAACCAUUGCUUGGUAUAUUUAACCCUAAAAAACCAAUGUCAAAUAUGUUGUCUCCUCGAUUGACGAGGAUUGCGAUUGCUUUAAUGUCUCAUGAUUAUGAGAUAAUAUAA